Anoplophora glabripennis (Asian longhorned beetle) is the source of this 381-nucleotide messenger RNA. RefSeq names its product zinc finger protein weckle-like. The record is from RefSeq and is a predicted model, not a curated record. Gene Ontology annotation, cellular component: nucleus. The coding region runs from base 1 to 381 and encodes 126 amino acids. Gene Ontology annotation, molecular function: RNA polymerase II transcription regulatory region sequence-specific DNA binding; DNA-binding transcription factor activity, RNA polymerase II-specific. Gene Ontology annotation, biological process: regulation of transcription by RNA polymerase II. The transcript has a single exon. NCBI's taxonomy places the organism in Eukaryota, Metazoa, Arthropoda, Insecta, Coleoptera, Cerambycidae.
AUGAUCACUCAUCAGGACGCUGAAGAGGCUAAAAUCUACAAGUGCGACAACUGUCCGUUUCAAACCAAACACAAGUAUGGCACCAUAAAACAUGCACUAGUCCAUACGGACCCCUCUGAAAUGGUAACCUUCAAGUGUCUGACUUGCAGACGUGGGUUUAAACGGAAAGAACAGCUGAGGAAACACGUUCUGACGCACAUGAAGUCAAACCUGCCGAAGUUUAGAUGUGACGAAUGCGACUACGAGUCCAUUUGGAAAGAUAACCUCACUAUUCACACACUGAAGCACAGGAAUGCCUCGGAAUUGACCAUGUUCAAGUGCCAUUUGUGUCCGCACGAAACCAAAAUAAAGGCCAGCUUGAGGCUGCAUCUGGUGACAUAA